UUGAACAUCGAAGAAAACGGCAGCAAAAACGAAAACUGCUCCUCGAAAACCGUGAAUUCAGAAGGGACUGUGUGAGAGCAGCCAGGAAUCCAAUCAGACACACACAUACACCCAAAGACAUUCACACCCAUACACCGACACUGACACGCACACAACCGAAUCGGUCGCCUGUACGAACACACCCUCUCGCACACACACCCACAUGCACUCGUGUACAUAUUGCUUACAUAAAGUCUAAGGAAAAAUCGAUAGGAGUGCAUUAAAAAUUCAGCGUAUAAAAGAACGGCAAAAGGUCUCGAGCGAAAAUCUCCGUGUAGUGUGAAUUUUCCGCUUUACCUAACGGCGAAGAAAAGUCCCAGGCCCCCGUGAAAAAUAUGACUAAUCUGCAGUGACGACAUACACCGCUUACACAAUUUCUCUACACCCAAUUAAUCGAAGAAAUAAACUCGAGACGGACAUUUUCCCAUUGGCAAUCGUUGAAAAAUGGUCACCGAAAAUGGAGCUCAGGGCGAUGGAAACACUUCCUUCCUGCGUGCCGCUCGCGCUGGAAACUUGGAGCGAGUGCUCGAGCAUUUGAAGAACAACAUUGACAUCAACACCAGCAAUGCGAAUGGCUUAAAUGCCCUGCACCUGGCUUCCAAGGAUGGCCACAUCCACGUCGUCUCGGAACUGCUUCGUCGGGGUGCGAUUGUGGACAGUGCCACCAAGAAGGGCAACACCGCCCUCCACAUCGCCUCGCUGGCUGGGCAGGAGGAGGUGGUGAAGCUGCUGCUGGAGCACAACGCCUCCGUGAAUGUGCAAUCUCAGAAUGGAUUCACUCCCCUCUACAUGGCCGCCCAGGAGAACCACGAUGCGGUGGUGCGUCUCCUUUUGUCCAACGGGGCCAACCAGAGUUUGGCCACCGAGGAUGGCUUCACCCCGCUGGCGGUGGCCAUGCAGCAGGGUCACGACAAGGUGGUCGCCGUGCUCCUCGAGAGCGACACCCGGGGCAAGGUCAGGCUUCCAGCGCUGCACAUUGCCGCCAAAAAAGACGAUGUCAAGGCAGCAACCCUGCUGCUAGAUAAUGACCACAAUCCGGACGUGACCUCGAAGUCGGGCUUCACACCUCUCCACAUUGCCUCGCACUAUGGCAACCAGAACAUCGCCAACUUGCUCAUCCAGAAGGGCGCCGAUGUCAACUACUCGGCCAAGCAUAACAUCAGUCCGCUCCACGUGGCCGCCAAGUGGGGCAAGACCAACAUGGUAUCGCUGCUCUUGGAGAAGGGUGGCAACAUCGAGGCCAAGACCCGGGACGGACUCACUCCGCUCCAUUGUGCCGCUCGCUCGGGACACGAGCAAGUGGUGGACAUGCUGCUCGAAAGGGGAGCUCCCAUCUCUGCCAAGACCAAGAACGGCUUGGCACCCCUCCAUAUGGCCGCCCAGGGUGAGCACGUGGAUGCCGCCCGCAUCCUGUUGUACCAUCGUGCUCCCGUCGACGAGGUGACCGUCGACUAUCUGACCGCCCUCCAUGUGGCCGCCCACUGUGGUCAUGUGAGGGUAGCUAAGCUUCUACUAGACCGAAAUGCAGAUGCCAAUGCAAGGGCCUUGAAUGGGUUCACCCCGUUGCACAUUGCCUGCAAGAAGAAUCGCUUGAAGGUGGUGGAGCUGCUCCUGCGACAUGGGGCCAGCAUCAGUGCCACCACGGAGAGCGGACUCACUCCGCUCCAUGUGGCCGCCUUCAUGGGCUGCAUGAACAUCGUCAUCUAUCUGCUGCAGCACGAUGCCAGUCCCGAUGUGCCCACUGUGCGCGGCGAGACUCCACUGCACUUGGCCGCCAGGGCUAACCAGACCGACAUCAUUCGCAUCCUGCUGCGCAAUGGCGCCCAGGUGGACGCCCGUGCCCGGGAACAGCAGACGCCACUGCAUAUCGCCUCGCGGCUUGGAAACGUGGACAUAGUGAUGCUCCUCCUCCAGCACGGCGCCCAGGUGGACGCCACCACCAAGGACAUGUACACGGCACUGCACAUCGCCGCCAAGGAGGGCCAGGAUGAGGUGGCCGCUGUGCUGAUUGAGAACGGCGCCGCCUUGGACUCCGCCACCAAGAAGGGAUUCACGCCACUUCAUUUGACGGCCAAGUAUGGACACAUCAAGGUGGCCCAGCUGCUGCUCCAAAAGGAGGCGGAUGUGGAUGCGCAGGGCAAGAAUGGAGUCACUCCAUUGCAUGUGGCAUGCCACUAUAACAACCAGGCGGUUGCCCUGCUGCUCCUGGAGAAGGGAGCCAGUCCACAUGCCACGGCCAAGAAUGGACACACCCCGCUCCACAUUGCGGCGCGGAAGAAUCAGAUGGAUAUAGCCACUACCCUGCUGGAGUACGGGGCCUUGGCCAAUGCCGAGAGCAAGGCCGGAUUCACCCCGCUGCACUUGAGCAGCCAGGAGGGUCAUGCCGAGAUCUCCAAUCUGCUGAUCGAGCACAAGGCCGCCGUCAAUCACCCGGCCAAGAAUGGCCUGACACCCAUGCACCUGUGUGCCCAGGAGGAUAAUGUGAAUGUGGCCGAGAUUCUGGAGAAGAAUGGAGCCAACAUCGACAUGGCCACCAAGGCGGGUUACACACCCCUGCAUGUCGCCUCUCACUUUGGACAGGCCAACAUGGUGCGUUUCCUGCUGCAGAAUGGCGCCAAUGUGGAUGCGGCCACCUCGAUUGGAUACACUCCACUGCAUCAGACCGCCCAGCAGGGCCAUUGCCAUAUUGUCAACCUCCUCCUGGAGCACAAGGCCAAUGCCAAUGCCCAGACGGUCAACGGACAGACGCCCCUGCACAUUGCCCGCAAGUUGGGCUACAUAAGUGUCCUGGACUCGUUGAAGACCAUCACCAAGGAGGACGAGGCAGCCGCUGCUCCUGCCCAGGCCGAGGAGAAGUACCGCGUGGUGGCUCCCGAGGCCAUGCACGAGUCCUUCAUGUCCGACUCCGAGGAAGAGGGCGGCGACACUAACUGGCAACUGGACGCUGGCUACGAGUACGGCUUUGGCCCGGUCUAUCUGCCGUACUACCAGGGCGACAAACUGUGUGUCUCCAGCGAAGACAAUAUGCUAUCAGAUCAACCAUACCGCUAUUUGACCGUUGACGAAAUGAAAUCCCUAGGCGACGACUCGCUACCGAUCGAUGUGACCCGAGACGAGCGCAUGGACUCCAACCGGAUGACCCAGAGCACCGAGUAUGCCUCUGGAGUUCCGCCCACCAUCGGCGAGGAGGUGAUCAGUCCCCACAAGACCCAGGUGUACGGCAGCUCGCCCAAGGCCACUGUGGAUGGGGUGUACAUUGCCAAUGGAUCUGGUCAUGAUGAGCCGCCGCAUGUGGGCCGCAAGCUGAGCUGGAAGAGCUUCCUGGUGUCCUUCCUGGUCGAUGCCCGUGGAGGAGCCAUGCGAGGCUGUCGGCACAGUGGCGUCCGCAUGAUCAUCCCCUCGAGGUCCACCUGUCAGCCGACCAGGGUCACCUGUCGCUAUGUGAAGCCGCAGCGCACCAUGCAUCCGCCCCAGUUGAUGGAGGGUGAGGCCCUGGCCAGUCGUGUCCUGGAACUGGGUCCUUGCUCCACCAAGUUCAUUGGACCGGUGAUAAUGGAGGUGCCGCACUUUGCCUCGCUGCGCGGCAAGGAGCGCGAGAUCAUAAUCUUGCGCUCGGACAACGGGGAAACAUGGCGGGAGCACACCAUCGACAACUCCGAGGAGAUCAUACACGAUGUCCUGCAGCAGUGCUUCGAGCCAGAGGAGAUUGCCCAACUGGAGGAGCAGGCUGGCAACCAUGUCUGCCGCUUCGUCACCUACGACUUCCCCCAGUACUUCGCCGUCGUGUCGCGCAUCCGCCAGGAGGUCCACGCCAUUGGACCGGAGGGCGGUAUGGUGUCCAGCACCGUGGUGCCACAGGUGCAGGCCGUCUUCCCACAGGGAGCCCUCACCAAGAAGAUCAAAGUCGGCUUACAGGCCCAGCCGGUCGAUCCCGAUCUCACCGCCAAGCUUUUGGGUCGCGGCGUGGCCGUAUCGCCGAUUGUUACGGUCGAGCCGCGGCGCCGUAAAUUCCACAAGGCCAUCACCCUCAGCAUGCCCGCCCCCAAGGCUCACAGCCAGGGGAUGAUCAAUCAGUACUCGGGCAACACGCCCACCCUGCGACUGCUAUGCUCCAUAACAGGUGUGUUUCGGAAAAGGUCUCUAAAAGGCGGACCGUCCCGAGCUCAAUGGGAGGAUGUCACCGGUUCCACGCCCCUGACAUUUGUCAACGACUGUGUCUCCUUUACGACCACUGUGUCAGCUCGAUUCUGGCUGAUGGAUUGCCGCAAUAUAUCGGAUGCCACCAAAAUGGCCACCGAGCUGUACAAGGAAGUUAUUCAUGUACCGUUCAUUGCCAAGUUUGUGGUGUUCGCCAAGAAGAUCGAACCCUUUGAGGCAAGACUUCGAGUCUUCUGCAUGACCGACGAUCGUGAGGAUAAGACCCUGGAGAAACAUGAGCUCUACACAGAAGUGGCCAAGAGCCGUGAUGUUGAGGUGCUCGAGGGUAAGCCUCAGUACAUCGAGAUGGCCGGAAACUUGGUGCCCGUGACCAAAUCGGGCGACCAGCUGCAGUUGCAGUUCAAGGCCUUCCGCGAGAACCGACUGCCCUUCACAGUUCGGGUUAAGGAUCAGCAUGCUGACAUUGUUGGUCGCACCUUGUUCAUGAAAGAACCGAAGGUAGCCAAGGGUGAGCCUCCACAACAGCCCAUCUGCAUCCUAAACAUCGUACUUCCGGAGGCCGUUAUACCCGACUCCACUACCGCCUUCUCGGACCGAGUCACCUCUGCCUACAGGACCUCGAUGUUCAGUUUGAGCAAGCAUCAAAAUGACCAUUACAUUGGCGACAUUCGCAUAGUUGAUCUGUCCAACCUUUUGGGUAAGGAUUGGAUUCAGCUGGCCCCAGAGAUUGGCAUCAAUGCAGAGGAAAUUGAUGAGAUCAUUAACCAAAACACCGAUAGCAUUGCCAGGCAGGCACAGAGCAUGAUCCGCCUUUAUAAGGACAAACCCAACUACGAUAUCCUUUUGUUGGAAACCGCUCUCAAAAACAUUGGACGGGACGACAUUAUGAAGAAGUGCAAGAGUGGACGACUAUCCCAUUCGCGCGAGUUCGAUGAAACGGACAUCAUGAAGAACUCGGAGUCCGUGGAGGAGCUGGUUCGCAGAGAAACUCUCCCCUCAGGCAAGCGAAUCCAGCAAAUCAACGAACGCGAGGAAGUCAAGUACUCUGCCGAGGAGAAGGAAGUCGAGGAAUCCGAGUCCGAUGAGGAAGCUGCCAAGCGAACGGUUGCCGAACGGCGUGAGAAGAUUGUCAAGCGUCUGUCAGUGGAGCGAUCCAUUCCUGCCUCAACCCAGAAGAGAGAGAUCACACGCGAAAUAACCGAAAUCAAGCGGAAAAGUCUUAUCGAGGACAAGAAGGCACACCACGAAUCCGAGAUACUGAUGCAAUUGCCUGCUGAUAACGUAAUCAUCAAGACAAGCACUGUACCCGAACAAGUCAUCAAGAUGAAGAUGGGCAAGAUGGACUCAACCGAAGUGAGCAAGAGCGAGUUCGACAAGGAACUGACGCACAAGUUUAAGACAUCCGGGCGCAGCUCAGAGGAGGAAGACCAGCCAUCAUCCCCAGACCAGACUGACAAAAUUGUGCAGGACAUCAGUGCCGCCGAGAAGAAGGAGAAGGAUUGCGUGACCUUCAGUCGGGUGACGACGAUUACCCGUCAAGAAGCCCGUGACAUCACCGAGGACUUCCUGGAGUUCGAGAAACGCAGCCAACUUCCAGUAACUUCCACCACAGCAACAGUUCACGAGAAGUUCGUGGAGGAGGUCAAGGAGAAGACCAGCCCUCUGGCCUCAGUACCACAGGAAACCGUCAAAGAGGUCCAGCAAGUCAUAAGCGAGGUGACCGAAAUUGCUAGCAAGAAGGUUGAGAACAUUAUUAGCUCCUUUGAAAGUACCAAACCUGCAGAGGCUAGUGCUAUCCUGCCAACUCAGUCCAGUGUCGAAUCAUCAAAGGUCAGCGAGACCAUUAAAAACCUGGAGGAGGCCAAGACCGUGACUCAGGAGCAAGUGAAGCAUGUCCAAGUCAUCGAGAGCUCAAGUAUUGAGGAAACGAUUGCGGAGUUCGAAGCCAAAAAGGUUAAAUACGACUUCCAUGGCGGUGAGCCCAAAACCCAGAUUCCGAAGUUCACUCGUAAGCCCAGCGAUGACUCAAUGAAGCCCACAGCAGCGCCACGUGCUACAGUUGAAUCCGAGAUUGAUUCAGUUAUCGAGGCUAAGUCAGAGAAACCAAUCUCAAAGAUUCCAGUAAAGACAAUUACUGCCGAAGCUCAGAAGGUUGGCGAAGUGGAUGCACGAAAGAUCACUCAAGACUUCUUGCAGGGCGAGAAACUAGCUGCCGAACCCAAGGCAACUCCAGCUGCCAGCAAGAUUCCCAAGGUGGAGCCAAGAAAGUCAGUGGAGAAGCAGGUCGACCGGGAGUCAAAGAUCCUUGAUGAUAUUGUGGCCUCUACGGCUACCAUUAUGAGCGCAGGUCUGGGGGACGAAAAGCUCAAAGAGAAACCCAUCGAACAGUCUGAGAUUAUCGCUAAGGCCGAGACUGUCACCGAAAAGGUAACCGAGCUGCUUGACACAUUCCACAAGAUCGAGGAGAAGGUGGUAAAGUCUGAGAAGACCUCGGAAGUUUCGAGCAAAGUGGAGGACUUAGUCAAGGUCGAAGACAAACCGCUAGUGCAAGUUCAACCCAAAGAGGAUAAGGUGGCUGAAAAGGUGGCCGAGGUUGUUGAAACAUUCCACAAGAUCGAGGAGCAGAUCACCACCGCCGAAGCUCGCAAGCUAACCCACGAUUUCCUUAGCAUGGAACAGCAAACCCAAUUGCCGAGCAUGCCACAAGCCCCUGAGAAACCCAUUGAAUCCAGUCUGACAUCCACGAGUGCAUCGGAACCGGAAUCAAUCAUUACAGUGAAAGCUUCACCGCCAGCCAGUAAGAUACCAGUGGUGGAGCCCAGAAAGUCCAUUAUCGAGGAAACUCCAAAGCCUUUGAUCCAACCUGAGCCUGUUAAGGCGACAGAAAAGAAACCUCUGAAUGAGCGACAGCUUACCGUUGAUUUCUUAAGCAUGGAGCAGCAAACGCAACUGUUUUCCGAGCCCGCCAAAACGCUAGUCGAGGAGGUGACGAAGGCCGCCGAGCAAAUUGUGGAGCAGCCCAAGCAGCAGAAGACACUUACUGAACGUCAGCUUACAGAGGAUUUCCUGAUCAUGGAACAGCAGACACUACUGCCGUCAAAGCUCAUCAGCAGUGAGGCCAAGACCACAGAUAAACUGAUCGAUGGCAUUGAGUCAGCGGCUCCAGUAGGGGAUAUUGCAUCACCAUUCCACACUUCAAAGGUGACUACCAGUGUGGCGACCCAGGAGCCACAGCAUCUGGCGACUGAAUAUGAUAGUGACACCUUCGGCAAGCGGGCCACCGUUCCACUGAGAGAGUCUAUCAAAGAGGAGGGGCUAACUGCUCCAAUAUCCGUGGAGCCAAGAAAGUCACUGACCGAUGCCGAGUUCUGCAAAUCGGUUGGUGAAACUAUUACCAAGAAGAUGAGCGUGGGAGUGAUUGAAAUAUCCGACGAGCUCAAGAAAAUGGAGAGCGAAAUCCCGCACUCCCAGACUCCACCACCUACCCCAAGUGACACAAAGACCGAUAAGCAGAACGAGGAGCCAGAACUGAUCAGCUUAGAACGUGAUUACCUGGCUGACACGGUAACCACUCUGCACACAACCACAGAGUCGACCCUUGAACGCGUCUCUGCCAUUACCAAAAUUGAAACCCUUCAGGAAAAGAAAGUAGACCUGUCCAUUCUGGAUACAGCAAAGAUCUCACAAGAAAUUGGUGAUGUUAAAGUUGGUGGUGGUGAUGAUGAUGGUGAUGGCGAUGGCGAAGAUCUUGUGGCACGUAUUCGCGAGGAAGCCAAUAUUCUGGUGGAUCGCGUGAUUGAAGAGAGUGUCGAGAUCAUUGAGAGUCACGGCCAUCAGGCCAAUGGCCACGAGAUCGCUAAGCUGGAUUACAACUCAGAAAGUGAGAACUAUGCCAUUACAUGCGACGAUAUCGGCGGCGUCGAUGUUAUCAAAUCGCCCACCAUUGAGUCCAUGUCGGGCAAGUCGUUUGACGACAACAUGAGCUUCACCGACGAGCACAUACAUUUACCCUUGCAUGCCCAGAACACGACCACCACCAUGACAACGACAAUUACCACUCAGUUCCAACAGCAGCAGUCCCAGGUGCAGCUGCCCCAAGCCAUUGCCCAGGCUGCUGCCACAAGCACAUCAGCGGCAAAAGAUCCAGUACCAGUACUCGAAUCCCUAGCAGAACCUGUACCCGAACCCUUAGAGAGUAGUCGAGAACAGGCUGAAGAAGAGAGUGAGACGCGAGCGAGACGCAUCGAUCGGAGGAUCGAGAAACUAUCCACGGACAUGGACGAUGUGAGCGCUAAGUUCGAUGAGGCCUUUGAGAUGUCGGUGCCCGAGGACGAGAUUAGUGCUCUUCAGGGAGACUUUUCAAAACUUAGCUGGGAUGACAGCGUGUCCCCAACAACCAAUACCAUGGCCGAUAUGGCCCAGAACCAAAUAACCCCCGAUAACGAUGUUCAAGAUCUCAUCGCAGAAACAGGCGGCGAUUUACCAAACUCAAGUGAAACCGAAACCACUCCCGUACCACCGUCGAAAGAAUCGGAAACCAAAACCGAAACUGAGCCGACGGUAGAAUCCAAUGCAUUCACUACCACCAGCCAUGAUACACCCACACCAAAACCACGAGUACUCAAAGCAAGCUCCCCAGUCUCUGAAGGCACCGAUAGCACUACCAUUCCUGGCCCAGUGCCGAAACCCGAAAUACCGAUUGAUCUUAGUUUUGAUGCCGCCGCACCGGUUCCGAAGCCACGUGCUCCCAUCAAGCACACGGAACCCUUUGAAAACCUAGCUGCCUUAGCUGAGCAGUCCGAUAGCAUUAGCCUGAGGAGCUUUGAAUUUACCGAGGAUAUUUCCAAGACGGACGAGCCCUCCACAGAGCUCUCCAUCCGAUCCCAACUUCGUGACAUAGUCACAACCACGACGACUGCUUCAGAGGAUCACACCGAAAGCUUUGAGCCAACAAGUGAGAUUUCCGUCGAUGAUGCCGACACUGAAAAGUCGGAAGGCGCCGAAAAGACCACUAGCUUCUAUAUUGGGGAAUCUAGCCGUAACGUUAUCAUCAAGACCUCGACAAGAUCCGCAAGUGUGACACCGCAAGAAGAAGAAGCCCAGAGCGAAAUUGGUAUUGACGCCAAGGACAUUUCUUUAAUGAAGGAGGUAUCCGUUGAUUCUGAUGAGGCAAACGAUGUUUUCAAGGAGUAUGUCACAAUGAAACCAGACGAUGCUGCUGCAGUGGACAGCAAGAUAACCAGACAAGGUUCGGAAACUAGAAAUGAUAUACUCGAAUUUGAGAAUGCCGAUAAGGACAAGACAGGUGAACCGAAACUUUCCAAGGUGACCACUGAGGAAAGCUUAACCACGUCCACCGGAUCCAGCGGUCGUGCCAUUAUUGAAAUUGCACCUUCUAGCAGCGAAGAUCCCGAUGAGUCCAGCAAGGAGAUUCCGGAAAUAGUAAAUACAAUCUCCGAAAAGACGGCUUCCACCGAUCGGUUUGAAUUGCCUUUGGAAAAGAGUGAGUGGGAAACAUCAGAGAAGGAAAUUCCAACAGCGGGAAAGCCAAAAGUAGUUCAUUCGCCACAGCAGCCCCAAGAAACAGACACAAAGAGUACAAUGGACAAGUCUCUUGUAGGUGAAGUUUUUGCCGAAGAGCAGGAAUUUGGGGAAUCGCAGAGGAGUGAGUACAAGAGCUCGAUGGACACCGAAGAUUCAUUCGAGAAGACAACAUCAGAUUUUGGAUUCAGUACCAUGCCGCAAGGAUUUACAACCACUACUGAGACCGAGGAUAUAUCAUCAUUUAUUGGCAUACCCGAGGGAAGCAUGCAAACAUCAACAUUAGAUAGUACACAGCCUCCCGAAGGUCUGUUCGAUACCACAAUCAAGGAGACCCUCAAUAAGCAAGCAGCAAUGGCCCACUAUUCCCAGGAUGUUUUUGGCAGAGGGGAGAGACGCGAUGAUCACGGUUCCCUAGGUUUCAUUUCCACCGGUACAGCUGAAGAGUUAAGCUCCAUGGAAGAACACAUGGCAAAGGAGGAGCAGGCCUCUCUGGGCUUCGUUUCCACUGAAACCGCAGAAGACUUCAGCUCUAUGGAAGAUUACUUCUCCGAAAAAUUGGCCAUUGCCAGUGUGGUAGCAGAUGAAGUUGCUACCGACAAGUCAAUCACCACCAGCACAUUUGAGGAGCUCUCUUCGGAUCAAUCCAUGAAACCAAUCGAUGUGGUGGUACAUCGUCUUAAGACCGAGUCAUCGCCGGAUUCCAUCAACCGUUGGUCUAUUCCGGACGUAGAUACCUCAAGCUCCAGCGAGAGCUUCCACAAGAGCUUCGACAAGACCCAGAGUCGACCUCUGUCCUCAGAUAUGGAAAACCUAAUGACAGCCACUGGCACAGGUACUGGUACAUCAAGUGAGUAUCAAACUGCCCGGGAAUUCAGCACCACUGGUCGCACAGAGGGAACCGAAUAUAUUAGUGCAGUCAGUACCCUUGGCAGUAGUAGUUUAGACUCUCAUUCAGAGACUUCGGCCAACUUUGCCAGCAUUGAUGUUUCCGAACUGUCGGAAACACUGGUUGCCUCCUCCGCUGAAGCAGAGGCAUUUGAAGCUGAUGAGAUGUCACGGCUUCAUGAUCUUCGGGAUGAUGACGAGGACAGUGAUGAGAGCAUCGAACUGCCUGGAACUGCUUAUCCAACCAGCGAGCAGCAGAGUCUGAUGAAACGCUCCCAGGAAAUGAUUUUCAAGCCCAAGGCUGAGGAGGAAGAGCCACUGCCUGUUGAGGUUGUGCAAAUCGAGGAAUAUCCUAAGCCCAAAGAGGCCGAACGCACGUGGGGCUUAGCCUAUCCUCUAGAAGAUAGCAAGGCAGAUAGCCCGCGGGAAAGCGAAAAGGGCGAGGACAUCCUAUUGUAUCACGGAGACCCACGUCGGUCCAUCGACGAGUCCAAAUUAGCCUCCAGCUUAGACGAAGGCAGCAUUCUUUCGGUUAGCAUGUCCAGCACAUCCAACAUUGAUACUGUUGUAGAGAACUUUGAUGAUAUUAUUGGAUCGGCGGGAUCUUCCUCGCUGACCGGCAUCGAAGGUUUCCAGUAUGGCCAUGAUGAGUCGAUUCCAUCUGCCUCAGUACCCGAAGAUGCCACAUUUAUGCUGGAAAUGGACAGCAAGGAGCAUUCGCCGCAGGAUUCUAAUGCCAGUACACCACCAGGAGGAGAAUCAAAACGUCGUGGUCAUAAGAGAAAUGAGAGCAUCUCGGGAGAUGCGUUGAAGAACUUAGACAAGGAGGUGGCCCUACUGGGAGAAGGCAAGGAAUCAGAAAGCGAGUCCGACACGGAUCCCUACGAGUCGGAAUACGCUCGCCAGUUCCGUUCUCCCAAAGAACGAAAGAGCAAAAAGAAGAAGCAGGCUGCAGCCGAAAUGGAUCACAGUGGCGAACUGGAGAAGCGUCCGUUUACCCCUUCCCAGCUGGUGGCCGAGGUAAUCGUGGAGGAUAGUGCCACAGAGGAGCUGGAGGCAGAGGCAGCUAUGAUCGAAGAGCGUCGACCUUCACAGAACAUGCAAGACUACUCAAACAUACCGGACAUAAUGGUCACUGAGGAUAUCAAGUCACCCAUCUUGGAGGAGGAGACCGACGAGUUCCCCGAAAAGAUUCUCUACAAGGUGCGCACCGAGGAGGAGUUGCACAAGGCCAGCGAUACCUCGGUGUACCAGAAGGCCAAGGCCGAGGAGAAGGAGCAGGACUUUCAAAGAAGAGUACAGGAACAGUAUCGCCAAAAGCUCGAAGAGCUAAAGCGGGCUGAGGUUGGAGCCGAAUACGAUGAUCUCAAGGCUCCCGACUCGCCAGACUCCUUCGAAAUGGUUGAACAACCCGAUAUUUCGGAUGAGUUUGUGAUCAUUGAGGAAGUGGCGAAGGAGGCCAACGAGGUGGACCUUGGAGGUCAGAGCAUCAAAAUUAAGCCAACGAAGUACGAGCAGAAGCACGAUGAAGAUGUUGAAAAGAUCAUCAUUAAGUCAGCGCCAGCAGAUCCCAAGCUAGGUUCACAACUCUACAAGGACGAUUUGAACUUCGAGUUUGAGGAAAGUCCACCGACGGCAGCCAGCAGCAGUAGCGAGCAGCAAGAGGAGAGUGACUCCAGCGAAACUGCAGCAGCCAACAAGCGCUGGGUUGAGAUGCAGUUGACAGACAACCAGCUGCGGUACCCUUACGAUCUAGCCGGAGCCGUACUGGAGGACAUUAAGGAGGAAGACGGCGAGUUCGAGGUGGGCAGCAGUCGCAUCAGCAGUUUCAAGGACUCCUUCUCCAGCACGCCGGAGUACGAUGUGGCAGCUCGUCGUUAUCAUUCCCGUGGCGAGCACGACGAUGUCUCGAUGAGUAGUCUGCAGGAGUUCGAAUCUCUGGAGCAGGCCAUUUCCCUAGAGAAUCGUAAUCGCACUCACCAAGGCUCCACGGACUCGAGCAAUGGAAGUUUCACCCGCCGGUAUGUGGUUCGUCACAGUGCCAGUGGAGCUGCCCCGGGUGACGAUGUAUCGGUCUCCAGUCUCAAGGAUUUCGAGGGUCUCGAGAAUGCCUGCAUUGAAGCCCACCUGAUAGAGAUCAAGGCCAGGGAAGAAGCCGCGCUGCUUUCACGCUCUGACGAGUCCAACAAAUCGAAUGGCAGUGACAAAGGAGCCACGGGUAAUGUGGUGGUAACCAAGGUCACGCGAACCGUAACCCGCACCGAAGUGGUGCCCUCCAGUCAGGCGGAGAACAUCGAAGCCCUGCUCAAGCACAAGUUGGAGCGCGAUGAGGGAUCCGCCCAAGUGAAAGUAACCGACGUGAGCACCACGGAGUUGGAGCCCAAGUCGAAGAUCGACAGCCAGGAUUCGGAGAAGGACAGCAUCGAUAGCAUGGAGAUUAGCAAGAGCCACGAUAUGAUGACUAGCAGCAUAGAGAGCUUUGAUAUUUCCAAGGAUGCCACCACGAGAUCUGACAUUGACUCCCUGGAGAUCGACAAGCGGCACUCGCGACAGGAGAGCAUAGAGUCCUUUGGUGAUGAGCAAUUGGAUCUGAUGAGCAAGUUCGUCAGCAGCGGAGGAGUAACACUUGGUGAUGGUCUGACCACGACCACAACCACCACCACCACCAGCACGGAUGCCGAUGGACAUGAGCACACGGAGACCAGGGUGAUUACCACAACAACGACCGUGGGCGGUGGCAUUCAGGAGCUCCCGAUGGAUGAGUCCGGAAUGUCAAAGGACGUCUCGGUGGAUUCCCUGAACCUCUGCAUGGAACAAACGACCAGUUCGGCUGGCACAACGGCUACCUACCAGACCAGUGCUGGUAACUCCCAGAUGUCCGGGAGCGUUACGAGCUGUGCCUCCAGCACUCUAAUGGAGGAUUCGUUCCCUGGUGUGGGUGGCAUGUCUUCGUCGCAAAUGUCGGCCAGUUUUUGGUCCCACGAUGAGUCCACGGUGGUCGAGGACGAAGGACACGAUCCUGCGAAGAAGCCGCACCAAGGCCAGUAAACGCCACAGGGGAUUGAGAGAGAGAGAGAGAGAGAGAGGGAGAGACAGAGAGAGAUAUAAAAGAAAUCACACGUAAUCCUAUAUGAAAAUGGGGCUUGAACGGUGACAUAGAAUAUUCGGCUAGACAAGGCGCUCUUCUAGGCGCGGCACUAAUGGAUUAACCUGUGGCCGGAGAACGCAUCUUCACCGGCUCUGAACAUCACCGAUUUCAAAUCGAACAGCCAGAGGGAUUUAUUAAUUAGCAAAUUUGACAUUCUCCAUCUACACACACACACACAUUUUUAAAGAUAUUGAAGUGCAUACACGAGUUUUAAAAGGCAAAUAUAUAUAUUUUAUAUAUUUAUAAAAACUAUAAAAUCGCAAACAUGAAUACGAAUAUGAAUAUGGCAAGCAUAGGCCGUUCAACGCAUUUUCUUAUUGGCUUUAAUGUUUAAAAAUUUAUUAAUACUAAAACAGAAACCGAAAUCUUUUGUGCUAGAGCGUUGUAAUGAAAUAAUCCUUUGCUUUUAAUUUGAUGUAGUUAUUAUAUAUGUACAUGUACGAAGGAUACUUAUUAUUAAAUGAAUCGCUUAUUAUUGUAGUUUAAUUUAAGCAAUUAUACAAACGCAUGUGGAAAGGGGACGUAAUGAAAUAGCCGAUGCCUGGCAAGUGAAAUGCUUUUAAAGUCUCAUUUUUUACAAGAACCAAGCAAAUUUUUUCGCUUGCAUUUUUAACAGUGAAAUAUACAUAAAUAUACAACCUGAAAAGAAAUGCAUAGAUCAAAUUUAAAACAUAUACUAACAGAUAUGAAAUUAAUUCACAUAGAAAUACCACAAACAGCCAUGAAGUGUAUUGCUAAUUUUCGUAAAGCACAUCUUACGUGAACGAGUAUUCGUCAAGAACUUACUUAUUGAAAGGAUUUAAACGUUUUAGCAUCACCACUGUAAUGGAAUAUGAAUAAAAAUAAUAUUUGUGUUAAAAACAUACAAGAAAUAUUUAAAAAAAAGUAAUAUUAUUGUAUUGUAAACCCACACGCGUAUGAAUAACCAAAUAAAAUGCUUAAUAAAAUUUGC
Messenger RNA from Drosophila subpulchrella, 14726 nucleotides. Its product is annotated as ankyrin-3. The coding region runs from base 484 to 13674 and encodes 4396 amino acids. NCBI's taxonomy places the organism in Eukaryota, Metazoa, Arthropoda, Insecta, Diptera, Drosophilidae. Gene Ontology annotation, biological process: signal transduction. The transcript is spliced from 22 exons. The record is from RefSeq and is a predicted model, not a curated record. Gene Ontology annotation, molecular function: protein binding.